GCAGCGCUGCACGCAGUGCCCACCUGUGUGAGCCAAGAUGCCCGAUACCAUGCUGCCCGCCUGCUUCCUUGGCCUGCUGGCUUUCACCUCUGCCUGCUACUUCCAGAAUUGCCCGAGGGGUGGCAAGAGGGCCAUGUCGGACUUGGAGCUGAGACAGUGCCUCCCCUGCGGCCCCGACGGCAAGGGUCGCUGCUUCGGGCCCAGGAUCUGCUGCGGGGACGAGCUGGGCUGCUUCGUGGGCACGGCCGAGGCGCUGCGCUGCCAGGAGGAGAACUACCUGCUGUCUCCCUGCCAGUCGGGCCAGAAGGCGUGCGGGAGCGGCGGCCGCUGCGCCGCCGCGGGCAUCUGCUGCAGCGACGAGAGCUGCGAGACGGAGCCCGAGUGCCGCGAGGGCGGCCGCCGCCCGGGCCGCGUCGGAGAGCGGAGCAACGGCACGCUGGCCGGGCCCACCGGGGCGCUGCUGCUGCGGCUGGUGCAGCUGGCGGGCGCGCGCGAGCCCCAGCCCGGGCCCUACUGA
Messenger RNA from Jaculus jaculus (lesser Egyptian jerboa), 517 nucleotides. It is a transcript of the gene Avp, whose product is annotated as arginine vasopressin. Gene Ontology annotation, cellular component: extracellular region; secretory granule. Gene Ontology annotation, molecular function: neurohypophyseal hormone activity. The transcript has 3 exons. Bases 38 to 517 code for a protein of 159 amino acids. The record is from RefSeq and is a predicted model, not a curated record. Lineage: Eukaryota; Metazoa; Chordata; Mammalia; Rodentia; Dipodidae.